This is a messenger RNA of Octodon degus (degu), 2741 nucleotides long. It is a transcript of the gene Numbl, whose product is annotated as NUMB like, endocytic adaptor protein. The record is from RefSeq and is a predicted model, not a curated record. The transcript has 10 exons. Bases 198 to 2012 code for a protein of 604 amino acids. NCBI's taxonomy places the organism in Eukaryota, Metazoa, Chordata, Mammalia, Rodentia, Octodontidae.
CUCCCCCGCCCCCGGAACGGAAUCCUCCAGCGAGCGGAGCUGGCUGGGGCGCGUGCAUCCCGCACCAUCCCCCGGCCCCGGCCCCGGCCCGGCCCGCGUCAGACCGAGCUGCCGCCGUCUCCACCGCAGCAAGAGCAGCAGCACCCAGGAAGCCGGGCCCAACUGGGCCGCGGGAGGCGGGGGCGCCCGGGCCCUGAAUGUCCCGCAGCGCGGCGGCCAGCGGCGGACCCAGAAGGCCUGAGCAGCGUUUGCCCCCAGCCCCCUGUGGGGCCCUGGGGCCCCCUGAAACUUUCAGGACGGAGUCAGACGGGGCGGGCACCAUGAACAAGCUACGACAGAGCCUGCGGCGGAGGAAACCGGCCUAUGUGCCUGAGGCAUCGCGCCCACACCAGUGGCAGGCGGAUGAGGACGCCGUGCGCAAGGGCACAUGCAGCUUCCCGGUCAGGUAUCUGGGCCACGUGGAGGUGGAGGAGUCCCGGGGGAUGCACGUGUGUGAAGAUGCCGUGAAGAAGCUGAAGGCGAUGGGCCGGAAGUCUGUGAAGUCUGUCCUGUGGGUGUCAGCUGAUGGGCUCCGUGUGGUGGAUGACAAGACCAAGGACCUGUUGGUGGACCAGACCAUUGAGAAAGUUUCCUUCUGUGCACCUGACCGCAACCUGGACAAGGCUUUCUCUUACAUCUGCCGGGAUGGCACCACCCGCCGCUGGAUCUGCCACUGUUUCCUGGCGCUCAAGGAUUCCGGGGAGAGGCUGAGCCACGCCGUGGGCUGCGCCUUCGCCGCCUGCCUGGAGCGGAAGCAGCGCCGGGAGAAGGAGUGCGGGGUCACAGCGGCCUUCGAUGCCAGCCGCACCAGCUUCGCCCGCGAGGGCUCCUUCCGCCUGUCCGGGGGCGCACGGCCCUCAGAGCGCGAGGCCGGGGACAAGAAGAAAGCAGAGGCAGCAGCAGCUCCCGCUGUGGCUCCUGGGCCUGCCCAACCUGGACAUGUGUCCCCAACACCAGCUACCACAUCCCCUGGUGAAAAGGGUGAGGCAGGCACCCCAGUGGCUGCAGGCACCACUGCUGCUGCCAUCCCCCGGCGCCAUGCCCCCCUGGAGCAGCUGGUUCGCCAGGGCUCCUUUCGUGGGUUCCCAGCGCUCAGCCAGAAGAACUCGCCUUUCAAACGGCAGCUGAGCCUACGGCUGAAUGAGCUUCCAUCUACGCUGCAGCGCCGUACUGACUUCCAGGUGAAGGGCACAGUGCCUGAGAUGGAACCUCCUGGUGCCAGUGACAGCGAUGGCAUCAACGCCCUGUGCACGCAGAUCAGUUCGUCCUUUGCAAGUGCUGGAGCACCAGCAUCAGGGCCACCAUCUGCCACAACAGGGACUUCUGCUUGGGGUGAGCCCUCUGCACCCCCUACAGCUGCCUUCCAGCCUGGCCAUAAGCGGACACCCUCAGAAGCUGAGCGGUGGCUGGAGGAGGUAUCCCAGGUGGCCAAGGCCCAGCAGCAGCAACAGCAGCAGCAGCAACAGCAGCAGCAGCAGCAAGCAACCUCCGUGCCCUCAGUACCCACCAUGCCACCUGCCCUGCAGCCCUUCCCUGCCCCUAUGGGGCCCUUUGACACGGCACCUGCCCAGGUGGCCAUGUUCCUGCCACCCUCACACAUGCAGCCCCCAUUUGUGCCCGCUUACCCAGGCCUGGGCUACCCCCCCAUGCCCCGGGUCCCUGUAGUGGGCAUCACCCCCUCGCAGAUGGUGGCCAAUGCUUUCUGCUCUGCUGCCCAGCUCCAGCCCCAGCCUUCCACUCUGCUAGGGAAAGCUGGGGCUUUCCCACCCCCUGCUGCCCCCAGUGCCCCCGGGGGCCAAGCCCGUCCACGACCCAACGGGGCCCCCUGGCCCCCAGAGCCGGCACCUGCCCCAGCCUCUGAGUUGGACCCCUUUGAGGCCCAGUGGGCAGCAUUAGAAGGCAAACCCGCAGUGGAGAAGCCCUCCAACCCCUUCUCUGGUGACCUGCAGAAGACUUUCGAGAUUGAACUGUAGCCCCAGAUACCCGGCCCACCCUGGCAUCCCCAGGUGUAUUGUGACACCUAGGGAUGGAGGCACAACCUCUCCCCUAGGCCGCUCCCUGAGGCUGCGCCCCUCAGCCUCCCCUUAAGCCCUUCUCUCCACCACCCCCAUAACCACUACAGAACCAACAUUGUAAUGCCAAGGGCACAGCAGGAUGGCAUUCAGAGACGACCCGGCCUGGCUAAGGGAGCCGAUUCACUGCCAGACUCAGGCUGGCCAUGCGCCUCCACCCCCAUGGGGGGUGCCCUCCGUUCCAGCUCCCCUUCCUAGUUUCUGUUGUUGGCCUUCCGCCUUCUGAAGUUGGGCAGGAUAGAGGGGGACACCCACUUAGAGGCUGUCCUGGGCCCCACCUGUGGGCCUGGCCCAAGUCCAGGGUGCCCUCCCCACAUACACAGCACAAGCUAAGGGCUCCCCUCUGCCCACACCGCGUUCACUGCCAAUGCUGUCUCCCCACUGCCCGCCCCCUCUUCGGGGCCUGCGUCUUCUGGGGGCCAUGGGGUCAGGGGCCAAGUUGGGGGUCCACGAGGUGGGGGGGGGAGGAAAAAGAUGCUCAGUUACCUCACAUCAGUGCCCGCUGGGAGGUGGUCCCGGAAGAGGGGAAAGGGUGCCUGGCGGGUACUUUUCUAUCUUUUAUUUCCAGAUUUUUUUUUGUAUCUAAACUUGCAGAUUUGUAUUAUACAAGGACAGCCAAUAAAGGAAAAC